Messenger RNA from Musca domestica (house fly), 2100 nucleotides. RefSeq names its product NADP-dependent malic enzyme. The record is from RefSeq and is a predicted model, not a curated record. The transcript is spliced from 4 exons. Bases 240 to 1997 code for a protein of 585 amino acids. NCBI's taxonomy places the organism in Eukaryota, Metazoa, Arthropoda, Insecta, Diptera, Muscidae. Gene Ontology annotation, molecular function: NAD binding; malate dehydrogenase (decarboxylating) (NAD+) activity; malate dehydrogenase (decarboxylating) (NADP+) activity. Gene Ontology annotation, biological process: malate metabolic process; pyruvate metabolic process. Gene Ontology annotation, cellular component: mitochondrion.
UUCUAUUUGUAACAUUGCCGGCGAAAGUCACUUAAGUAGUCGGGUAAAAUAAUUAUUAAAAUAUGAAAAUCAGUUUUACAUUUGUCGUAAUUUUCAAAAUAAAAAACAGUCGUAAAAUAUUAUUAAAUUUGAAAAUUUGAAAUCGCAAAUAUUUCUAAUAUAAAUCCGUUGUUUAAAAAAUUUCGAAAUAUCUAUAAAGAUUAUAUUAGCAAAAAAAAGUUUGUGCCAAAACAUUCCCAAUGGAUCAUUGUAAUGGAAACACUAAAUCAUUAGAUUUUGCCCCUCGUGAUCGCCAAGGACUAUGGAGCGCAAAUGGUGACAAUGAAGUUCCUGGCAGUGUGUCGGGCCUCCAGCGUUUGCAACAAAAAAAGUUUAACAAGGGUCUUGCAUUUACAUUGGAAGAACGCCAACUUUUAGGCAUCCAUGGCCUAUUACCUGCCGUGGUGAAAUCAGAGGAACAACAAAUUCAACAUUGUUUGUUGUUGUUGGAUCGUCUGGAGUCUGAUUUGGACAAAUAUAUAUACUUGAAUAGUCUUGCCGAACGUAAUGAACGACUAUUUUAUAAAAUUUUGGCAACAGAUAUAUCUAAAAUGAUGCCACUAGUUUACACGCCAACCGUCGGUUUGGCUUGUCAGAAGUUUAGUUUGAUAUUCCAAUACCCCAAAGGUCUAUAUAUCACAAUCAAGGACAGGGGUCAUGUUUAUGAAGUACUAAAGAAUUGGCCAGAAUUUGAUGUUCGAGCUAUUGUUGUCACUGAUGGGGAGCGUAUUUUGGGUUUGGGCGAUUUGGGUGCCAACGGAAUGGGCAUACCAGUUGGUAAACUAUCCCUGUACACAGCUCUGGCCGGUAUUAAACCAAGCCAAUGCUUGCCCAUUACCUUGGAUGUUGGUACCAAUACUGAAAGUCUUAUCAACGACCCCCUUUACAUUGGAUUACGACACAAGAGAAUAGUAGGCAAACAAUAUGAUGAGUUCAUCGACGAAUUCAUGCAUGCUGCCGUACGACGAUUUGGACAAAAUUGCCUCAUACAAUUCGAGGAUUUUGCCAAUGCUAAUGCAUUCCGGUUUUUGGCUAAAUAUCGCAACGACUUUUGCACAUUCAAUGAUGAUAUCCAGGGCACUGCUUCGGUGGCCGUGGCUGGUCUGUUGGCUUCGCUGAAAAUCAAGAACACAAAACUAAAAGAGAACAAGAUUUUAUUCCUAGGUGCUGGUGAAGCUGCCCUAGGCAUUGCUAGUCUAUGCCUUAUGGCUUUGAUCAAGGAAGGCCUGACCGAAGCUGAAGCAAAGAAACUUAUCUGGAUGGUGGAUAGCAAGGGUUUAAUUGUACAAAACCGUCCGGCCGGAGGUAUAACGGAACACAAACAAAAUUUUGCCCAAGCUCAUGCAUCCAUUGAUUCGUUGGAAGAGGCUGUUAAAAGAAUUAAGCCUACAGUAUUAAUAGGAGCAGCUGCAAUUGGUGGAGCCUUUACUAAAUCUAUUCUCGAAAUGAUGGCAGACUACAACGAAAACCCCAUAAUAUUUGCCCUUUCUAACCCCACUAGUAAAGCCGAAUGCACUGCAGAGCAGGCGUAUCAGUAUACAAAAGGAAAAUGUAUUUUUGCUGCAGGUUCUCCCUUUAAGCCGGUGCUAUACGAUAGUAAAACAUAUUAUCCUGGACAAGGAAACAAUUCGUAUAUUUUCCCAGGAGUAGCGUUAGGUGUUCUCUGUACCGGUAUGUUGACCAUACCUGAAGAGGUGUUCCUGAUGUCAGCUGAAUGUCUAGCCAAUCUAUGUAAACCUGAAGAUUUAGCCAAAGGAUCUUUGUACCCGCCUUUAAAUCGUAUUACAGGCUGUUCGGUCGAAAUUGCGGCCUACAUUAUGGAAUAUGCGUAUAAAAAUGGUUUGGCUACGGUACGUCCUGAACCAAAUGACAAGAGAGCAUUCAUAAGAUCACAGAUGUACGACUUAUCAUAUCCACCUGCAGUUCCCGAGGUCUAUAUGUGGGAACAAAAGUUAUGAACCGAUACUACUAUGUAAAUUAAGUUAAUUAAUUGCGUCUAUCACGAAACGUUUAUUUUAUUUUAACUCAUAAAUAAUAUUCUAUACUUAUAAAAGAGGAAAA